AUGAUCAUUGCACGUACAAAUGAGAAAUUGACGAUUCGCAUUGACCGCGGCCAUCGGCCAUCGGUCGUUUUUGACGAGCACUCAAACCAUGUACAAAUAUAUAUACCCAUUGAUUUGUCGAUCAUCUAUCAGCCAAUCACUCAGGAUGUCGGUUAUGGUUACAGUAUCAAAUUGCAACGAAUGCAGCAACAGUACAAAAUUGUUGUACAACACCGGAAUGAAAAAAAGCCCGAAUGUGUCGUUUUCGCCUCGCAUUUGGCAUAUGAGCAAGAAAUAAAAACAAUCGUUAAAGAAGUGAAUACGAAGAUUUCAGAUAUGAACAUUGCUGGAUCAAACCUCGAGGUUCACGGCGUUCUUCGUGGAAAUAAUUUAACAUUUGAGAGCACCGUUGGUACACUUCAUGUCUAUGCAAAAAUCACAUGCACCGGCUCGCUUCAUCUCCACUCGCAGAAUAUCGUGCUCUCCACCGAAUCAUUAUUGUGCUCCGAUGUUUUCAAAGCGAUUUGCCGAAAGGUGCAAAUCGACGGACGAGUUUAUCCGUUUGACGCCGAUUCCAAAAUGAUGGUGGAUUUGUCAUGCGGUUUGGUUCACAUUGGUGUUGAUGGAAGCAUUGGAUGCUCUAUUGAGAGCUCGAAUAAAACGACGAGGCUAAAACAAGUAAUCGCAUCGAGUAUGAGAUUGAAUAUCUCUGGCGAUCUAGCAAACUAUGGAAAAAUUGUUUCCAAGGAGAAUAUCGAUUUGAUAAUUUCGGGAAGUCUCAUCUCGUUAUCCGAUGGGAGUCUCGACAGCGCCGGACGCGGCUACAACGCGCUGAAGAAGCUGCGCAAGAUUGACGGCGGAAACGCGUACUCGCCGUCGAGCAGCGUCAUGCAUACGGCGAUUCAGAGUCAAAAUGCGAACGCAGUGGCGAAUCUCAUCGAGAAGGGCGUCGAUUUGAACGAUCGUGUGCAGAGGAGCAGUACGACGAAGAAGAACCAGACGUUGCGACAGAGCGCGAUUGCCGAAUACAAAGAGGCCCGCAUGAAAUCGGAGAGGAAUUCGGUGCGCGAGAAGAUCACGCUAAUCAACGCGCUGUUUGCUGCACACGACUGGAAGCGCGGCUCGAUAAGCUCGCUGAAAAUCGAAGCGGUCGUCGGACGGAAUUGCGACGACACCGCGCAAUUCUCGGCGAACACGUUGAAGCUGAAUAUUGGAGGCAGCGCGACGGUGGAGAAGGACUCGAUCUGGAGCAGCACAUGGGUUGAGCUCGAUGCCAGAUCUCAUGUGUUUCUUCACGGGCAGAGCAAAACGAGAAGUCUCAUCAUGCACAGCAAUGGGACCGUCGUGACGACAUCUGACGCGAUUUUGUCGGCGGAGAUGUUCGCGAGAAUUCAAUGCUCAAAAUUUGAAUGCGACGGAAUGUGGUGCACCGGCGAGAGUCUCGCAAUUGACGCUGUCGGUGGCGUUCAAUUCACUCGAUCAUCGUACGUCGAAUCGGAGAAACUUGAAAUCGAAUGCGGCGGAGGUUGCGAUGUCGACGGCACCUGGCAGUUGACAUCGUGCUGGACGCACGUCACCACAAUGCUCAUCAUUCAACACAACGCGAAACUCUUCAUCGAGGACUGCGCGAAUAUCUCGGCAUUCGGCUUCAACUUCAACGGAUUCUUGCAUGCCACCAACAAGCUUGACGUCAUUCUUCAAGACUCGGCGCAUUUCUCGGGAAUGUCGCGUCUCGAAGCGCACACCUUCAAUCUGACAUGCAAGGGAUUUUGCACGAUGGGCGGAGCGAUUGUCGUCAACGAUCUAGUCGUCUAUGUAAGGAAUGAUUUGAUCGCGACGUGCUCCGCGAAAAUCAUGGUGACACACGACGGCGAUAUCACGACGGGAUCAUUUCGGAACGACGCGUUGUGGCAGGUUGAGAAAAAUCUGAAAAUGAUCACCGGAUUUAUCGAACAAUCAGAAGACGGGACACUUUUUGUCAAAUAUUCAAUGAACAUCAACGUUCAUGACGAUUCUCUUGAAUGCUUUGGAGGACGAUUGAUCUCGAGCGAAAUUAAUAUCAAGUCGUUAAAGAGGGCCGUUUUUGAUGGAUUGGUUCGAUGCAAUGAAAUGCAAGUAUCAUUGCCCUAUGUGUCAGAAUCCGAGAUGACCUUGAAAGGACAAGUUGAUAUAGUUGCCGGCUCGCUGACGGUUCAUGGCAAUCUUAAAACCGAUGAGCAUCACGACAUCAAGGAUCCGAUUGCGCCGGGCCUCAUCAUUUCUUGCGCGCUCACAGCGGUGUCGAUCGUCGCUCCGUUCGCUUCGAUUUACAUCACCGAACAAUCGAUCGUUCGACUCAGCGGUCUCAAAUCGAAAUCGGCCGAUGAGUUCAGCAUUCUCAUCAACGCCGGCGCUCUCUCAACAGCCAAGGAAAGCAGCGUUUUGUCGUUUGCCGAUUCGUCGUCGCUUCUUCUCGGCGACACGCCUCGCGCUUGCGUCGUCAAAUCCGAGGCGAUCGUAUGCGCCACCACGUUCCAUCAUCGCGGUCAGAUCAAGUUCAGCGGGCGCGAGGUGACAAUCAUCUCGCCGAUCUAUGUGCACGAUGGCCGACUAACGAAUCUCGACAACAAGCAGAAUCACGUGACGAAUUUGCUGAUUCACGUCGGCGAAUUGUUGCGCAACGACGGAAUCAUUGCGUGCGGAGUUUUGGACAUCAUCGGCGACGGAAUUCUGGAGAACACCAAUCGAAUUUGCGCGGUUGACUCGAUGGACAUCAAAUUGCGAAAUUUCAACAACGAUCAAGGAUUGAUUGAAUCGAAGAACGCGAUGAAGCUUCUCGCCGUUUCGAAAGAAUGGACGAAAAUUGGGGGCUCGAUCAAAGCGAAAAAGCCGGUGGACAUUUGCGCGAAUCGGUUGAACAUUGCGAUUCGGAACGUUCAAAAUCUGUCAUGCGAUAAACGCCUGAGCUUCUCGGCAACAACGGACCUUCUGAUUUCCAGUGAUGUUGUCGAUGAAUCGAAAGAGCUGUCUGUUGGCUGCGCCGCGAGACAAACGGUGUCGGUUGAUUGCGAGAUGCAGCUCGAUCGACUCGAGGUUCAUCUUGGAUCCGAGGGAACCUCCAAAGAAACGGUGCUCUUCACAGUUCACCAGAAGGCCAAUGUUCUCGCCAACACGAUCAUCGUUUCAUCGAAAUGCGAGCACCUCCAAAUGAUUGUUGAUGGUCGAAUUCAAUGCAAUCGCCUUCGAUUCACGGGAAACAUCAAAUGCGUGACUGUGGUCGGCUCGGGAUGUUUGGAGAGCGUCAACAUUGGCGCGCUCAACUGUCGUCUAGCGUUCGAAAUGUACAAUAUUGUGCGUGUCGACGACAUUCAAUGUGCAACGUUCGAUGUCCUCAAAGAGAACAUUCUUCGCCUUGAAGCGUGCGAUGGCGAGGAGACGACGUCGAUAAUCGCCGACGAUUUGAAAAUUGAGGGCACGUUGUUUCUCGGCAAAAAGUUGUUCAUCAAAUCGAGAGAGGGAACGAUUCGUCUCGAUGGCUCCAUUUUUGGCUCGUCGCCCGACAGCGAAAUCGCGUGCGAGUCAUCGAAAGCGAUCAUCAAAGGCCAAUUGGGAACGUUCAAGUUUGCCGAGAUUUACGCGCGCGACAGCAUUUCGGUGCAAAACGAGAAAAUUCGCAACAUUGAAAAGUUGUGCAUCGAGUGUGGCGAUUUGAGUAUGUAUGACGCCGAAAUCGAAGCGUGCCGCAAUAUCAGCAUCAAUUGCGACUCGUUGACGUCGUCGGGAUAUGUUCAAGGCGAGCUUGAUGGAGAAUCGACGAUGGUUAUUCAUGCGACGAAUAUCCACUCAAAAAUGGACAUUACGAAUAUGGGACGAAUUUCCAUCGCGUGCAAGCGUUCAACGGCUGUUCAAGGAAAAGUCGAGAAUGUGAAGCAGAUGGAUAUUGAUUCGAAAUGGCUCAACAUGUCAUGUGAUAUUCAGAAUGUCGGCGAUAUCAAACUUUCAGCAUGGGCUAUUUGCAACACGCGUCAAAUCUAUGCGAACAAGAUUAGCAUCACUGCUCUCAGCGCGUUUAUCAAUAAUUCGGCGGUGCUCGCCGACGCUUCAUGCGAAAUCGUCGCCUCGUUUGUUCUCUCGAUGAAUCGGCACUCGGCAAUCAAUUCGGAUGCCAUUGAUAUUCAUUCGUUGUGUCUCUGCACGCGCAAUGAUCUCAAUGUCAAUGGAAUCAACUAUUUGUGGCUUAGUUUUGAUCCGCUCACCAAAACUAUGGGCUUGACGAAUGCAGAAAUGAGCUCGUUGAAAUUAACAACAACCCUUUUGGCCGAUCGAUGGAUGGCGACGUCUCUAGACGCUGGAGAAAUUUUGAUUGGUUUAAAAUAUAUCAGCGAUCUGAAGCCGUUGAAAGUUGCAUUGAGCACUGAAAACGGUGCCUACGAAUCGUUUGUGGAGCUAAGCUCAAGAUUUGAUGAAACACCCGUAUCGUUGUUCAAUAGUGGCGAAUUUGUGAGAAUCAUUCAAUCAACGAAAAGUCUCCUCAGCGUUCUUCACGAUUCGACGAAUGGUGUCAAAAAUAAAAAGAAGCAUUCGAAUCUGGCGAAUUCUGGAAAAUUGUAUGAAGGACUUGUGCAGUUUAAGAAUGUCAAAUACUGUAAUGAAUCGAAUGAAUCAUCCGACACUGACAUCGGAUAUGUGAGUAGAAGUUCGAGUGAGGAUUUGAACUCGAAAGCGAGCCCAAGAUCUACGGAAUCUGUCGCUAAUGAGGCGAGCAGCAGCUUCUUCUCGGCCGAGCAUCUGGAUAAUAUCGAGGAAAAGGUGACACGAGCCGAAGAGGAAAUGGAAAACGAAAUGCCUUUGGACCAUAUUGCAUAUGUCAUGAAAGAAGAGGAGGAGCUCGCUGAGUUCGAGGAUCUUGAAGAUGAGCUCGAAAUGGCUGAAGAGGGAAUCAUUCGCACCGACUAUGUCGUCUGUAGAGAAAAGAAUAUUUAUUUGGCAAAGUUGCGCGAGAAAAUCCGACAAGCCAGUGCGCCUCGACCGAAGUUGAACAUUCCGAUUCAGAGGAUCCCAUCGUCCAAUGAUCUUGUAAUGAAGAAGUUGCAGGUGAAACAUGCAAUUUCGACAUUAGAUCUUCGAUCAUUUGGUAGUCAAUCAUCAUUGGCGUCGAUCGAAUUUGGAACGAUGCCCGAUUUUGGAAGCCCACUUCAAUUCAGCCAGUCAAGUCCAUUCCAGCGAUCGAAAAUACCGCUGGGCUCGUUCCGAAAUGUUUUCGUCAAUCGCAAAAUAGGUCUUGCGGCAGGUGAAACGUUGCCCAACAAUCCAAAAAAACAGAAUCACGAGUCUCAUUUUCUCAAUUCACGCGCUAUGCUCGAUAGCCUCAUCGCUUCGUCGACGGCAUAUAAUGGGACCCUGUGCUAUAAUGUGUCAAGAGGACACGCCAUCACAAUCACAUGCGAUUAUCCAAUCAUGUAUUAUAUCGAGAACAUUCUCUAUCGCUCAUUUUUUGGAUGCUUCUACGAUCUCGUCGAAAUUCUUCUACUCUCGGCUCUCUGGUUUUGCAAUUUGUGGAUUGAGCGCGAUUUUACAGAGGCAUUCUUAUCAUGCGUCGCUUUACCACUGACGGCAUCGACCGCUUUAAAAAUUGCGACAUUCGCGUGGGACCUAUUAUUCCCCAGGGAUUUUGAGAAAGCAUGGCUUAUUGACAUGUUAUACUCGAGUGCGGUGACGUCUUCAUUUAUGACACUCAUCUGCGGACUUCCAAUUUUUCUUUAUAUGGCGAUUCGUGUUGGGACCACUAGAAAACAAAAUUAUGACGUUUGCACGUGGAUUCCCUACUUCCUCAUUGUUCUUCUGUCGUUUCCACUAUCCGCGAUUUUCAACAUUUUCUAUCGAACGCCUUCAAUGCAACCGAUUCUGGUGGCAAUCAUCGCCGCCGUCAUCGUCUCAUUUCUAGCAAUGUUCGUAUUCAUCGCAAUGGGAUGUAUAGCAUUCGCGUGUUGUUCGCAGAUCAACAAACGCAUCGACAUGCUCGAUCCGGUGGUCUACGAUGCGAGAAGUCGUUUGGGAUGGUCAAUGCUUUACGCACUUGUCGUUCCAAUCCCAUGCGUUGGAUCAUUGUAUUGUUUUGUGUCGCUUGCAUAUUUUCUCGACACCACCAAUUAUUAUGAGAUGCUUAGCAAUGAAAUGUCGAUUCGCACGUGGUUCUUCUUUUUCGGACCUCUCGUCCUAUUAAUUACCUUCCUCAUAUUGCCAACCUAUCGGGAUACGAUACUUUGCGGAUGUCGGAAUCGACAGUUUAAAACGAGAAUGCUGAUGAAUCAACUUCCACCUGCCCCAUCUCCAAACACGCCAUUCCAUGUGACGAAAACUGAAGUCACUCCAGUCAUUCCGCUUAAAGAAGUGGUGGAGAAGGACAAAAAAUCCGACAGUAUAUUCACAAUAAGCGAGAAUGAAAAGAAAGCGUAUCCAGUACAGAGUUUGAAACCAGCAGCAAUUAAAUAA
Caenorhabditis bovis is the source of this 6450-nucleotide messenger RNA. NCBI's taxonomy places the organism in Eukaryota, Metazoa, Nematoda, Chromadorea, Rhabditida, Rhabditidae. The record is from the annotation of a GenBank genome assembly.